GCCUCAUCACUCUAUAGGCUCUUCAUCACUUCACUGACAUCACGUACUGUGAGAGAGCUUCUCAGUUCUGGUCCUGCGAGAGAGAUCCUCAGCUCUGCUCCUGCAAGAGAAAGACGAUGGCAGCGACGACGGUGAGAGGCGUCAGGAUGCCACCGGCGCCGUUCCCGGCAGCAGAGAAGAAGAACAAGCUCCGGAAGCCGUACACUAUCACGCGGCCGCGGGAGAGGUGGACCGACGAGGAGCACGAGCGUUUCCUCCACGCCCUCUACCUGUUCGGCCGCGACUGGAAGAUGAUCGAGGCGUUCGUGUCGACGAAGACGAGCGUGCAGAUCCGCAGCCACGCCCAGAAACACUUCCUCAAGGCCCAGAAGCUCGGCCUCAAGGAGUGUCUCCCGCCGCCGCUCCACCCUCGCCGCGCCGCCCUCCUCAGCCAGCAGCCGCCGCCGGUCCAUCCCGACGCCGACAUGUUGGUGCCAACCAUGGACUGGGCGUACGCGUCGCCUGAACCUUGCGUCCCGGAUAUUCAACACGACGCGCAGGCCGGAUCAUGGCCCGAUGGCCCCGAUCACGGGAGUGCUUACCAGGACGACGACAUCAUCGAGCUCCCGCUGUCUCCGGACGACCUGCGCUUCGCCCAGGUCUACCGGUUCGUCGGCGACGUCUUCGCCGCCUCCGACGCGGCUGUCCCGGUGGAGGAGCAACUUCAGAGGCUGCAGCUGCACGGCGUUGAUCCCCUCGUCCUGGAGACGAUCGUGCUGGUGCUACGGAAUCUGGAAGCGAACCUUUGUGCUCAAGACUUGCCGAUGGAGAGAACUGGAUGUACUAGCACUUGUGGGGCUCUAGAGUUAACAUGCGGAAAACAAUUUCCUAGGAAAUAA
This is a messenger RNA of Lolium rigidum, 878 nucleotides long. Its product is annotated as protein REVEILLE 6-like. The record is from RefSeq and is a predicted model, not a curated record. Lineage: Eukaryota; Viridiplantae; Streptophyta; Magnoliopsida; Poales; Poaceae. Gene Ontology annotation, molecular function: DNA binding. The transcript is spliced from 4 exons. The coding region runs from base 117 to 878 and encodes 253 amino acids.